This is a messenger RNA of Gavialis gangeticus (Gharial), 2950 nucleotides long. RefSeq names its product cytochrome P450 4V2-like. NCBI's taxonomy places the organism in Eukaryota, Metazoa, Chordata, Crocodylia, Gavialidae. Bases 1 to 1593 code for a protein of 530 amino acids. Gene Ontology annotation, molecular function: iron ion binding; heme binding; oxidoreductase activity, acting on paired donors, with incorporation or reduction of molecular oxygen. The record is from RefSeq and is a predicted model, not a curated record. The transcript is spliced from 11 exons.
AUGGCGGCGGCCAUGAGCUCGGGGCUGGCGGCGGAGUGGGGUGCGCGGCUGCUGUACUGGGCGGCGGCGGCGGGGGGCGUCCUGCUCGUGGCGCUAGGGGCAGCGCCCGCCCUGCGCCUGCUGGCCGCGGCCCUGGGCAGGUGGCGGCAGCUGCGGGCGGUGCCGGGGCUCAGCCCCUGCUACCCGCUGCUGGGCAACGCGCUGCUGCUGGAGCGCACGGCGCACGGUUUCUUUAAACAAAUGUUCCAAUAUUCUGAAGAAUUCAGGAAUCGUUCACUGUUAAAAAUGUGGGUAGGACCAUUCCCUCAUUUGUUACUGUAUCACUCUGACACUGUGGAGGUUAUUCUGAGCAGUUCAAAGCUUAUAGAUAAAUCCUUUUUAUACACAUUUGUACAUCCAUGGCUUGGCACAGGACUCCUGACAAGCACUGGAGAUAAAUGGCGGACCAGGAGAAAAAUGAUAACGCCCACCUUCCACUUCACAAUCUUGACUGAUUUUCUAGAAGUCAUGAAUGAACAAGCCAAUAUUUUGGUUGAGAAAUUUAAAAAACAUGUUGACAAAGAACCAUUUGAUUGCUUUCUAGACAUUACUCUGUGUGCCCUGGAUAUAAUCUGUGAAACUGCAAUGGGCAAGAAUAUUGGUGCACAGAACAAUAAGGAUUCAGAAUAUGUCCGUGCUGUUUACAAAAUGACUGACUUGAUUCACCAGAGACAGAAGACUCCUUGGUUUUGGCCUGAUUUUUUAUAUGCUUUGCUCCAAGAAGGAAAGCAGAGCAACAGAACUCUCAAGAUCCUUCACAGUUUUACAGACAAGGUUAUUGUGGAAAAAGCCAAUGAGAUGAAGAACCACCAAGGAAAUAAAGGUGACUUCGUAGACAGCUGCAAAUCAAGUGAAUCAAAAAAGAGAAGAGCUUUUCUUGACAUGCUUCUGAAUGCAACUGAUGAUGAAGGGAACAAACUGAGCUACCUGGAUAUUCGAGAGGAAGUGGACACUUUCAUGUUUGAGGGCCAUGAUACAACAGCUGCUGGUCUGAACUUGUCCAUAUACUUACUUGCAAGUUAUCCUGAAGUUCAGAAGAAAGUGCACAGGGAACUGGAUGAAGUGUUUGGUGACUCUGACCGUCCUGCCACAACGGAGGAUUUGAAGGAGCUACGCUAUCUUGAGUGUGUUAUUAAGGAAACCCUUCGUCUCUUCCCUUCAGUGCCAUUCUUUGCCCGGACCUUGAAUCAAGAUUGCUCUAUUAGAGGAUUUGAGAUACCAAAAGGAACAAAUGCAGUUAUUUUUCCCUAUGCACUGCACAGAGAUCCAAACGUUUUCCCAGACCCAGAAGAAUUCAGACCUGAGCGUUUCUUCCUGGAGAAUUCUAGUGGAAGGCAUCCAUAUGCAUAUGUACCCUUCUCUGCUGGACCAAGAAACUGCAUUGGCCAGCGCUUUGCACUGAUGGAAGAGAAAGCUGUUCUAGCCAUCCUCCUACGCCACUUUUGGUUGGAAACAAAUCAAAAGCGUGAAGAGCUUGUCCUGGCAGGAGAUCUGAUUCUUCGGCCAAAUAAUGGCAUCUGGAUCCAGGUGAAGAGAAGAACUCACAUGGGAUGAGAAGAAAGUUUCAAGAAUUUAGAUCCCUGUAUAAUAUAAAAUUAUUUUAGAACCUCCUAGUUCUUUCCUUCCACUACAUUCAGAACCACCAUCAAAAGGUCACUGUUCCAUCCCCAUUCUGAAAAUCAAACCACUUUCAGACAUCCAAUUAUUUCAUAGCCUUACUUGACACCCUGGGUUUUCUUUCAUUGAAGUACUAUUCCUGGUGCCCUGUGAAAUGGACAUGUUCAUAGAAAGUGACUAAUUAUUCUCACGCUAAAGAAUAAGAACUCAUACAUAACCUACCCAUUCUCCCAAAGGUAAUAUCACUGAGGUUGUCUUCUAACCAUAGUUUCUAAAUGAUAAGAUGCCAUUACUCACCCACCUAUAGAUUCAUCUGCUCAAUGUACUGCAUCUUAAAUGAAGGAAAUCAUAAUUGUAUAUCCUGACUAGAAUUGUUGUCCUGACAGGGCCAUUGGAGAAGAUACUGACUUGAAUUUGCUUGUAAUGUAUGUUCCAGAACCUCACUUGAGGUGAAUCAUUCUAGAUGCAUGAUGUCAAAGGAGCUUUGAGAUUUUGCUGAGCAGAUUUGCUGAUAGUUUGUUUAAUUUGUUCAGCCAUUUAUGCUAAGUGCCAAAUUUGUGUCUCAUAUACAUGAAUCAUAUAUACUAGCUUCAGAAGUUACAGAAGUGCAAAUAAGAGAAUUAAUGGAUGACUUCCAUGAUGUAUAUCAAAGAAAAAUAUGUUUUUCAAAAUGAAUGUUUUCUGCAACAUCUAUUUUUAAUCUAUUUUGAUUCAUUUUUUGUGAUUUACGUACUAUGCUGUACUCAUCACACAGUUCUCACCAAAUUUGCAUUGUAGAACUUGUCCGUAUGUUAAUGAGUUUGAAUUAAUACCUAAUGAGUUAAUAAUCCAGUUUUUGGGGGUGUUGGCUGUAGCCCUGUUGGUCUAAGGACACAGGCAGACAAGGUUCCUUGAGUAAAUGUGAUAUCUUUUAUUAGACCAACUAAAUUAGAGCAACUAAUUCAAUUGUUAGUAUUUUUUGUAUUUUGGUUUCAUUUCCACUACUGGCAUUUUGGUCCUAAAACUCCCACCAUCUGAAAAACUUGUUUCCUUAGGAGAAGAGGCAAGAUAGAUGUUACCUCUCAAAGCAGAGCACAUCCUCCUGGGCAAUGUGUGAGGAUUCUGCACCUUACUUGUGCUAUUAACUAACUUCAGUCCACAAGCCAGUAAUUGUAAAAAUGUAGCAACCAGGGUCAGAAACUGCUCUGAGAUAUUCUUUUUUUCCACAGCAGCUUUCUAUUUUGUAAUCUUGUAAUUAAAGAUGCAUCAGAAUGCAAUACACCAAAUUCAGGUUGUACAGACAGAGUUGAUGCUG